This is a messenger RNA of Trematomus bernacchii (emerald rockcod), 1420 nucleotides long. RefSeq names its product putative ferric-chelate reductase 1. Lineage: Eukaryota; Metazoa; Chordata; Actinopteri; Perciformes; Nototheniidae. The transcript is spliced from 7 exons. Gene Ontology annotation, biological process: regulation of glutamate receptor signaling pathway. The record is from RefSeq and is a predicted model, not a curated record. Bases 110 to 871 code for a protein of 253 amino acids.
GCCGCAGCAUCAGUGCUGAUCAUUCUCACAGGAGCUCUCACACACAGAGGAGCAAAAACAGCUGAAGAAACUUUCUUAAAACUCAACAUUUGACUCUCACACCUCAGAAAUGGAAGGAGGAUUGAUCGUGUUGGCCGCUGCGUUGCUGCUCUUUCUGUCACCAGAUGUCCAGGGAACGGCUCAUUUGGCUUUUUCCAAUAAUACACAGGUGAACAUCACUCGAGAUGGCUGUGGAGUCUCCAAACUGUGUGUGGAGACCCCAGAUAACUGCGACCCCUCUGGAAACUCCUGUCUGUUCGUCUCCGCGGUCUCCUCCGUCUCAGUGCUUCCCAACGGGGUUGACUUCUCCGUCGAGCUGAGCGGAGAGUCCUCAGGAUACAUCGCUGUGGGAGUCACUGCCAACGCCUCAGAGGGUACCAGCAUGCUUUUCAUCUGCGCUCAGAACAGCUCGGACAACGGGAAGUUCUUGUUCCGGACAAUGCAGAUGAACAACACUGACAAAAUGCUCACUCCAACUGAGACGAGAGUGAAAGAAAUCGGUGGCAUGGUGAACGGAAAUAUGAUCAAGUGUGAGUUUACGGUCCCCAACGUGAACGCCUCCAACACCAGGAGCAGUGAAGACACUACCUUCUCCGUCCUGCUCGGGAACGGAAGCUUCGACGGAAGUGUUUUCGGUGCCUUCAAUCUCUUGUUCGGCAGCAAACCACUGGACCUCACCAAACCCGACAGCAACGUCCCCACCACAGCAGCACCCACCACCACAGCACCCAUCAACAACACCACCAUGCCCAACAACAGUGGAGCUCUCCAGCCUCAUGCCGUGCUGCUCCUGCUGAGCGUCCUCACGCUGUCCGUCCUGCUGAGAGUCUGAGAGGAGAGAGAGCUGUCCAGUUUGAUGCCAUGAAGAAAGAAAUAAACCGAGUGUCAAGCUAUUUAUUAAAAUAUUUUCACUGAACUCAUUAAGACAUGUUUGAAGGUCAUUUUGCACUUUGUUUGUUCAUGAGAUGUACUUUGUGAUCCAACUCCAGAUUAAACACUUAAUUGGUUAUAUGUAAACCGUCUUUGAGCAUUAGGAAGAGCGCUAUAAAAAUCCCAUGUAUUAUUAUUAUUAUUAUUAUAAAUUAUGUUAUUCAUUUCCUGCAUAGGGCUAUUGAAAAAGUGUUGUAAUUACAGUUUUGCAUUUAUGUAAUAUGUUUCCAUCUGAUCCAGCCUAUCUAGCACCUCAGGUAGUUUUUUAUAAACACACAUUUGCAGGCUUUGAAUUGUUUACUGAAACUAAAGUAAACGUCAACACACAUUCAGGGAAACCCAAGCCAAACCAGCUGUGUCAUUAUUGUGUUUUAAUAUUUACAUGUAAAAUGUACUGUGACUGUAAAAUACUUUUCAAAGGGAAAUAAUAAAUGAUUAAAUUACAUUUUAA